GUAGAAACGAACGAAGUGUGUCAGGUCGAUAGACCAAGGCACGUGUGUAGGAAAAGAGUAGUCAAAACAAAAAGAAAAAGGAAACCAUUUUGAGUUAAACCCGUCUGCGGACCGGGCAUAUCGUCAAUUCUAGUUCUGCACAGUCAAGUCUGGACAUGAAAGAGAUGGGACAGCACGAUUCAGAUGGUAUCGAGCAGGACCUUUUUUACGGUGCAGACGAGAAUUCGAUGGCAGAAUUGUUUUUAUGGCUAUCAGUAUGUAACAGUAUCAGAAGAAAAAUGAUGCUACUUGUUCUAUUAAGGUCGUAGUAGAAGGGUGCUACUUCUAAAGUGCAAGAAAACAUGUUGCAUCUGCAUGCCAAUAUCCAGUAGACUCCUAUUUUCUUCACUUUGAUGUAUUCCACUCAACAUCUUCUCUCCUUUCAUUUCCCGGUAGAGGAUCCGCGAUGCAGCCAAUAGUAGUGCGUGGGGGGCCCUUGGAGCCCCUAAAGCCAGUAGCGCGCACUACAGUCCGAAACCUGGUAGAUUUCGACGAAGUAAAUGCUGGCUUUGAUGGGGGACGGUUCGACGUCGAAGACUUUGCAGCGGGGGACGGUGAUGGUAUCUAUUGGGAGUUUUCUUGUACCUCUUGUGAUUCAACAUUUCUCCUUCUUCCUUGUACUAUGUAUAGACAGAGGCAUCUUUGCUUUUUUCCACGUAGCUUGCAGCCUCAACGAUGACGGUAUUGGGAGUUUUUAAAUUCUUAUGGAGUUCUUUCAUAUUUUGUUUUAUAUUAACAGGAAUUCGUUUCUCUGUCUUUUGUUUCUGUUUCGUUUGUUUCACGUCGUCUGCGUUGAGAUCUCUUUCAACCCUCUCUAUGCUCUUUGCAACCACGACAGCUUCCCGCAUCACCGCACUGGAAGAAGAGCUGAGCUUCGUAAAAUUUGAGCUGGAAAUGAAGGAAAAUGAGAAGAAAAUCCAGCUCGAGCUGCUCGAAGCGGAGCACCAGAAGACAGUCGACGGCUUGAGAAGUGAAUUGGUAAGGCUUUUGCUUGUUUGAUUCAGAAGUUUUGAAUUUAUUUCUAAGGUGGAAUUCAACUGGUACAACUACUUCUGGUCGUCUGUGUCUAAAACUCAAGCUGCUGGAACUACGAAGAUGGUUCUGUCGUGUCGACGUUUUCCACAUGGCACUCUAAAAACUAGUCGAAAAGCACACGCAUUCGAAGCAGACGCGCGACGCCGGGAAAAUGAGCAGAGGAGGACUAUAGCAGCACUAGAAAAACGAUGUGCGGACCUGCUGGCGGAGAAGAAAGUUGUAGAACUACCUUCGAAUACAUCUAGCAAAAAUGGUGCUGUAGUUGGAGGCUUUGAUUCACCACGCAGCAGCAGCUCUUCGAGUAGAGGUGCGAGUACGAUUAAGGCUAUGGUUCCUCGCACCUGAAAUAGGAUACCAAAAGAAAGAAUUCAGGAAACACGAGGUUUCCACAUGACGUGACAUCUCUAAUCUUGCGCACCAAACUUUCGACAUUCACUCCCCAGAACUCGACCAAGAUGCGGAUAUCUUAAUCGAGGAUCCGAACAGCCCAGACUUGCUGGAGGCGACAGCAAUGGCCGCUUUUUUAGAGACCGUUCAGACCGAAAUGCAGGACAUGAUGUUGUCCAACACAGCCUCGACAGCCUCGACUCCGUUCGACGAUGAAGCCGUAGUGCAGAAAACCGUGAGAGAAAGCACAAAAGCAGAUUGCACCGACCUGGGAGCCUUUUUGUUAUGAUGUAGGCCGUGUGGAAUGGGCAUCUACGAUUAAGUAGCUGUAAGCAACGAUACAGUCCUUGGUGUUGAGGUGAUAGUCCACUAGUGAUCAUGAUAUAUCUUCAUCUUGGUAGAAAUCGUUUGCAAAAUACGCAAUGAAGCAAUGCCAAAGUAUAGAUGAGUAGACAAACACACCCGCACCACCUACGCCACAAUUCUCUUCGACUCUAAGCUCAGACAAGCUCCAACGAACGUGCCACACACUUACCCUACGCUUAGACGAGGCGGAGGCUGGGUUGUUGAAUUCUGGACGCCAAAAUGCAGACCUCGAGAAGAAAGUGAAGAUGUUGACUGCGGAGAACGUAACAUUGAGGGGCUUCAAGGAGAAAAUGGAGAGUAGGGAAAUGAUGUCGACGUCGUCAAAAGGAAGCGUCUCAGCAGUGUCGUCGUCAAGUAAUCGACCGCCACCUUUGUUUACCCCACAAGCUCGAACGGCUUCCAAUUCCAGUCCCUCUGCUGCUCGAUCGUCUUCAAGCGCAGCUUCUCGUCCAUCUGCGACUACGGUAGAGCAAUUUGUGGGACCGCCAGGAGUAGGGCCUUCAGGACAUCAAGGGCAGCAAGAACUCCUCCCUUCUGCAGCUGCUAACCUGGGACAAGGAAGCAGUACAAAUUCAACUGGAGGCACUAUAAAUUCGACUGGCGGAGGUGGCCCACAAGUCUUCAGAAUAGUGUCCGCAACGCCAUCGCCGACGUCCUCUUCAGGCUCCGUUGCAUCUCCUUCGACUGCUCCAGCACAGGAUAUGAUGAGCAUGACUUUGGAUCCCAUGACUUUGGAUCCUGUAGUGCAACCGGUCGCGAACACAAGAGUUAAGGCAACGACCACUACAAGACAGGCAAGCAUGAACCACCAACACACGAGUUCAGUUAACUAGUACCUUUGAUCCUUGGCUUUCUUUCUCAACAGGACAAUAACCACCACAAGAGUUAUAAGGCAAGCAUGAUCCUCGGCUUUCUUUUGGGAAACAAAGGCCAAGGUAAUGGCACGAGGAAGGAUGCUACAUUAUACAUAGGACUUCUAAGAGAGUUAGGAGUCGCGAAUCAGCCUCCACGAUGCCACAAUCGCAACUACGUCGCGUUGCUUACGAUGCUCCAGGUCCGCGGAGUAGCGCGCCGUCUAGUGGAGUAUCCAAGGACAGCAACGGCACUGUGCAGUAUCCCAGGACAACUACGUCAUUGCAAGAACCGAUUCAAAAUUACUUUGGAAAUAGUUCGUCCUCGAGUUCGAUGAACCAGGGAGUCACUGCUGCGAGACAUUCAGCGGAUUUAUGGUCAGGACUCUUAUGCUUUUUUUUCGAAGACUGGAUAGAUUAGUUAGUGAGUAGAGGGUCUGUUCGGGUUGGCGUUUUCAUAAAUAGAGUCAUACAACCGGAUACUAGGAACAGCAUUAUCAUUCAGUAGAUUUGGAUCGAGCAGCACCUCCAGACGAAGGCCAUCACCACGACCUCUAAGUCCCAGCGCCUCCAGCACGACUAUUGUUCGGCCUAGUUACGUGCGCGCUUCUCCACCACCUCAGACGAGUAGUAGUCCUGGUGGCUUCGGAGGCCCUGCGACCCACGGGGGAAGUAAAAUGUACUCACCUCCUUCGGAUCACGUCCAUCAAUUAGAAGUUGGUAGUCGGACCAGGCCACUCCCGAGCUCAUCGUUUGUGACUACUAGUGGUGUGGCUGGUGGAUCGCGCACAACAGCAGCGUCGAGAACGACGGCGACGAUAGUUAUGAAGAGUUUCUUGUGAGGUCUAACUACAGAUGAUUCUCCACCUAUUGUUCUGGAAUCACAGUAUAGUAGAAAAACUGUAGAUCUCCAAAACACUCAUAUAUAAUAUCAUAUCUUCUUGGAGCAAAACUAGUAAAGGAGGCAAACCAAAACUAAAAUCUCUAACCGGCGUGGCCCCAGCACAUCGUCCGCAGCAACGGCUAGAGCCUCACGUGGCCCAGCCCCUAUUAUGCAGUCCAUGGCCUCUCCACCACCAAGUAAUCUGCGAACGAGCUACGGUGCAAGUCCCGGAUCCAGUGCGGGAGAUAUUCUCUCGCAGUAUCUUAUGUUGGAAAGUUUGAAUUUUGUUGAACUUUUUUCUCAAAAUACAACUAGGCCUAAUGGCCAAGAACAUUGCAAUUUACGUUAGGCUCUGACUAGGCGAAGAACAUUGCAAUUUACGUUAGGCUCUGACGAUGUUCAGUUCUCACUCGCGCAGUUCUAAGCGCAGAAACGCAAGCGGAUCGAGCAUAGAGCGGCCUUUGUAUUCGCGACAACGAGCCUCCCCGUCUGAAUCGAGCAUAUCCAAUAUGUUUUCGGGUAUAUCAAAACUUUUUCGGUCUUAAAUUGUUGACUUUCAAAUCAUCUAGAAAUUGGGAUAGGAUGUGUACUUUUGUUGUUGUUCAUCUCUUGACUAAAAAUAGUCAUUGACAAAUUGAUACAACACAUUUCGCUGCUGAGGCAAAAAAAUUGUUUUGGGAAAUUGUAUCUUUGUAAUUGUGUUGAACUUGAAAACACUGUAAUUCAUGUUACUUGUUGUACAAAAUGAUUCUCGCUGGAAUUCGCACUUACUUUUGGAGAAUUUGGACACCAUUUGGACCUCAAAGAAAUACACGGACCACAUUAUUGGGUUUGUUAACUGAUCAUGUCAGCACUAUGAAAAAACGCCAAAAGCAAAAUGCAUAUGGAAAUUGAAUUUCAACGCACAAAACCACCUCGCAAAAGAAAUGGUCAGAUGACAAUCAAUUAUGAAAAUAUACAACCGGAAUUGAGACCUCCGAC
This is a messenger RNA of Amoebophrya sp. A25, 4542 nucleotides long. NCBI's taxonomy places the organism in Eukaryota, Dinophyceae, Syndiniales, Amoebophryaceae. The record is from the annotation of a GenBank genome assembly.